GAUUUUUAAAUUACAUAAAAAUAAAUUUAUAGAUUUAUGUUGAGUUUGUAUUAGCACAGACUUCAAUUUUUGUCUUGUAAGGACAUAAGUGUCAAUGACCCCAUGAUGAUCCUACUAAACUGGGCUUACAAAUUUUCUCAUAGGUGGACUUAAAAACUCGUUAGGUGAACAAUCCAUUGUUAUCCUCUUCACUCACAAAACCACAAGACCACAAAAAUCACAAAAAUACAAAGCCACGUCAUAUAUCCUUGUAGCACAAUGUAACAAACAUCGUCAACCGUUAGAUCAUCUCUCCAUCCUCAAUCAUCAACCAUUCAUUUGCUAUGAGCGGACAUCUGUAGAGCUCUCUUUCUCUCUCUUGUUUUGCCAUGGCUACUGAAACCUUCAACCAGUUCCCAUCAUACCCUGAGAUGAUUUAUGAAGCCCUUGAUGCACUAAAUCAAGAAGGGGGCUCAAACAAGUCAGCAAUAGCCAAGUACAUUGAAUCAAAGUAUGGAGAUCUGAGUCAAGAUGUUGCAAAGUUGCUACCUUUACAUUUGGACAACAUGAAGGCAAAUGGAGACCUUAUUUUCCUCAAGAAUAAUUACAUUAAACCUGGUCCAGAUGUUCCAGCCAAGAGGGGUAGGGGUAGGCCACCAAAACCCAAAGCUCCAUUGCCACCUGGUGCAGUAGAAUCUGUUGAAUCUGCACCACCAAAGCCAAGAGGGCGCCCAAGAAAAGAUCCCAAUGCACUACCUACUUCCAAGAAGCCAAAGCCAGCAACUGCUGCUGCUGGAACUGAUGUUGGUUCUACAACAGGGAGGCCUAGGGGUAGGCCUAGGAAAGUUAGGCCACAGCCUGCUCAGGAUGAUGAUGAUGAUGUGGAGGAAAGCUGAAAAUUGAAGGCUCGUUAGUUGAUUCUGUUGAUGGUGAUUACUCUAAUGACUUAGUUGUCUUAUUUUCCUUUUUGCUUUUAGGUAUUAGUAGUAUUAUCUUCAGUAAUAGUUUCGGUAAGAGUUGUCGUAGUGUGACUCGGGGGGUCAUGGUUUCAAAACUCUACAAUAGUCUCUUGUAGAAAUGCAAGCUAGGACUGCGUAGAAUAGACUAAUUGUGGUCUCGGUUAGAGUUAUUGUGGUGUGACUGGGGUUCAUGGUUUUGAAGCUGUGCAAAUAGUCUCUUGCAAAAAUGCAAACUAUUACAGUGUGCAGUAGACUAAUUGUUGUUUGGUUCUUUUCCGAACUCCACGAACGGUGGUAGCUUUGGUGUUUUUAUUAGUAUUAUCUUGGUUUUAAUCCUCUAUUAGUUCUAGUAGCUGUGCUAUAGCUUGGGAGACUCUGUACCUGUGUAACUCUUUGUUUCAAGAUUCACUAUGUCGUCUGUAAUCUUUGUCUUAUAUAACUGUUGCACCUUUCAUUC
Messenger RNA from Capsicum annuum, 1395 nucleotides. Its product is annotated as HMG-Y-related protein A. Gene Ontology annotation, cellular component: chromatin; nucleus; nucleolus. The coding region runs from base 369 to 875 and encodes 168 amino acids. NCBI's taxonomy places the organism in Eukaryota, Viridiplantae, Streptophyta, Magnoliopsida, Solanales, Solanaceae. Gene Ontology annotation, molecular function: nucleosomal DNA binding; double-stranded DNA binding. Gene Ontology annotation, biological process: chromosome condensation; regulation of DNA-templated transcription; negative regulation of DNA recombination. The record is from RefSeq and is a predicted model, not a curated record. The transcript has 3 exons.